Messenger RNA from Somion occarium, 3845 nucleotides. NCBI's taxonomy places the organism in Eukaryota, Fungi, Basidiomycota, Agaricomycetes, Polyporales, Cerrenaceae. The record is from the annotation of a GenBank genome assembly.
AAGGCAUCUUGGAAGAAGAUUGGCAACACAUAAUAAAAAAAGUGAAAGCAUGGUCCGCUUGGCGUCUAUGCACUUUUAUAGUAUGCUCGUCCCGUCCGAAGGACCUCUUCCAGCCAUCUUAGCAGGUAAGUACAUUUGUGAUGCGAAUCAGUGGUUGCGACCGCAUUUACUGACCCUUGCUAACAUUGAGGUGAAAACAGUUUAUAGGAGGUCGAUCAUGUCGACUUCAGGCGAGGAACGCUCUCAGGAAGUAUUCCAAAAGUUCAAAUCGCUAUGUGUUCCUUUGCUAGGCCAGUCUAGUCUGAGUCCUACGUCUCUACCCACAGUCUCCAAGCUAUUGGUCGACAUCAUCCUCACUCUUCGCCAGACUCAAGAGACAGGAUUCAAAUUGAAGCCGUCCCUCAUCUCGUACAUAUUCUUUCCCAUAUCCACCAUUCUCCGGCGCAACACAAUGCAAACCAUCCCCGACCAGAUUCUGGAGCAGCUGUUCACCGUGCUCGCUUUGCUAUGCGAAAGCUGGUGGUGGGACUUCGACGAGCAGACAUGGGAGCAGCUGUUCAUGCUUUGCAGCGCGGUAAUCGGAGGGCUUGGGGGCAAGGGCAAGGAAAAGCAACGAAGUGAUGAAACCAAAGAGGCCGCAGCGAGGUGUCUAUGGUCUCUCCUGCAUGAGCGCAAACAGGAUGAAGACCCGCAGAGUCAACAAGAUCGGAGCUCUGCCAAUCUUGCCAAAUAUCAACGACACGCUCGUCGAGAGAACUUCGUUCCGGUGAUGGGACAAACAAUCAAUUCGCUGCUGUCCACAGCUGAAUCCCAGCAUCGUCCACUACAGAAGGUCUCGCUUACCCUGCUACAUGUUUUGAUCAAGAACUAUCUACCCGACUACUUUAUUCCUUCUAUAUUACCAGGCAUUGUCAGCAGCAUGUGCAAGGUCGCUUCAGGUCGUGCUGCGCGGAAGGGCUGGGCGAAUGGCGACGUUGUCGCUUUAUCUCUCAGAACGAUGCAGGAAGUUAUCGUCAAAUCUGUCAGCGAUGACCUUUGUAUCCGCGACGGAGCGGUACAUGCAACCCAGGACUUGGAUGAUCUGGUACACCUCACUGAUGAUAAGAGUAGUCUAUCUGCUCCUACCCCUCCAAGGUCUAAAUAUGCAGUAUCCCGUUCGCCCAGCUGGCUAAAUGGCACGGCGUCUCAGCUGCAUAUUGCGUUAAACUCUCUCCAUCCUCUGGUGUCUCAUCCUAGGGCUUCCGCGCUUAUCGCGUUGGCCGAAUUUGCUGCUGUGAUACUUCGGGAAACCUUGCUCACUCUACCACAGUCUCAAGUUCUCCUACUUUCAUUCUUGUUGUCGCUCUCAACGUCGGACUUCGAUGCUGUGUCGACCACCGCACAUGACCACCUCUUACAUCUCCUGCAACCGUCAACCACAUCCAGUGCUGCAUUAUUGCCGGUGCUGUUGCAAAUCUCAAGAGACAAUCUCACUGCGCUACCGCGUUUGUUGCCUCUACACUCCGAUGCAAAGGUUGAGCACGCCGCAAAGAUUGUCAGUGCAGUUUGCGAUCUUGCGAAGCCAAACUAUCCAGAGUAUGGCAUCAACAUUAUAUCAAAAGGGGUAGGCGUGCUACUGGGUGCGAAUGGCGGAAUAGAACGAUGGGGAUGGGGGCUUCUUUCCGCCAUGGAAAUCUCUUCACCGUCUAUCUCUCAAACCGAUGGUUCUACCGGCUUGUUGAUAUUGGAAAGUGGUGAACCGUCGUCAAACCUCCCCACUUUCCCUCAACUCACGUUGAGACACGUGUCAUCACAUUCUACCCAAGCGGCUUUGGACAAUAUGUUCAAAUCAUUAGGUAGAGCUGCCGGAGAUCAUGCCAUAUUCGCCAUUGAAUGGUUCCUCAGUGUUGCAUACAAUAGUAGAGGAAGCCAGUCUGUCGCGGCGCUCUGGUGUGCUUCUUACCUGUUGGAGGGCAUCAGCUCAGUUUCCCUAACCUCUGAAAACACACAUGCGGGCUUACCCAAACAAUCAAAACGUCUGGAGAAGUUCGCUCGCGGUCUCGUGAGGUCAAUUGCUGACGAAUGGGACAAGGAGCCAGACAUCGAAGUAACAGCAGGUCCUGGCGAUGACACUCAUUCCGGUCUGACUGAUGUUGCUCAAGUGGAACACGUCCGUGGGCUGAUUCCCAUCCGAGAAACCUCGCGACAUGAACCAUCCCUCCCAUCGAUGAACAUUCACCCGUCAUCUUCUCAGCCGUUAUUGCACAAGGCGUUAUCGCUUCGACUACUGGCAUUGUCUGCUGGUAUUCUUCAAGCCCGCUUCACGCCAUUAUUACUCCAUGCAUUAUACCCCAUCCUGCAUUCGUUGAUUUCGCAGUCUCCACAUUUAUCUACCACUGCGUUGGCAACCCUGCAGUACAUUUCGAACGCAACAUCAUACGCUACACCAGUCAACAUGUUGCUAUCAAAUUUCGACUAUGCAUUGGACGCUGUAUCUCGACGCCUUACCAGACGUUGGCUCGACAUUGAUGCCACAAAGGUCCUUGCAUUGCUCAUUCGUCUGGUUGGUCGAGAUGUGGUUCAGCAAACUGGCGACGUUGUGGAAGAAUGUUUUGAUCGUCUUGAUGAAUAUCAUGGUUACGAGGUGAUAGUGGAUGGCCUUGUAGCCGUCCUUGCAGAGGUCGUCACUGUCAUUGCAAUGGAUUCUGAAGGCGACGAGGUCCCAGAGCCGGAAGGUGAUAGUCGAGAGAGCGUAGUCUCUCAAGAUGACAAGAUGCAAGAAUUCCUUACCUGGUUCUCGAAACGGCAUGAAUCAAUGGAUACAACUGAGGGUGACGCUGACGUAGGGCCCGUCCCGCAACAAGCUUGGGGUCAGAAUGAGAAUGCUGAGCCCCAAAACGCUGCUGGGGACAAGGAGACCAAUCCGCUUGACGAGCCCCCAGUCACGCCGACUCAAGCUCUGACUACGCAAAUUGUGGCUCGGGCAAUGUACUUCCUCACUCACAACUCGCCUUUGAUUCGUGCACGCAUCCUUUCAUUGCUUGCCUCUGCGGCAACAGUUCUGCCAAGUUCAUCUCUUCUGCCAUCAGUUCAUCACGCGUGGCCGUUCAUUUUGAACCGUCUGUCGGAUCCUGAACCAUUCGUUGUCAGUGCAGCAGUUUCUCUUGUGGAGUCGCUCUCCGUCCAUUACGGCGAUUUCAUGUAUCGCAGAAUUUGGGAUGAUAUCUGGCCGAAAUUCAAGACAAUGCUGGCCAAACUUGACGAGUCAGAUGCAAAGAAUGCACUCGCUCGAGGUGGCCAUGGCGCUGUUGGGACGGAAUCUGCCUACACUCAUUCGCACCGAACCUACAAAGCGUUAUUGACCACGAUGCGAUCAGCUGCGAAGCAUGUUCAGAUCCAGGAUUCUUCGGUGUGGGAAGUGAUAGUAUCAUUCAGGCGAUUUCUGCAUAGCGAAGCACACGGUGAAUUGCAGUCUCUGGCGAGAGAUCUGUAUAGCGAAUUGGCCAAGAAUAAUGAGGACGCUGUAUGGUUUGCCCUUUCUGCUACCCAACAGCAGCUGGGUCCAUGGAAGUUCCUUCAGGAGGACAGGUGGAAUAUAAGUGAAAAUACAUGUAAGAUACUAGCUUGACCUUCAUACAAUACGGAACCCUGUUCCAAAGGUGCCAAUUUAUCGCUCUGGUGGUGGUGCAUGUCGACGGAUUGUUACUCCCGCUUCUUUGAAUAGUGCGGCCGAGGCAUCAUCACUAAUAAACCAUUAGUCUGGCUCGACGUAAUGUAGUUAUACUCACACUUUGUAACUUAAGUUAUAAACUACCUCCUUGACACCGGUCUGAAUGAUCUUGAUUGUGCACCUGAGGCAGGGGCAA